GGUAUCUUUGCAAGGGAGGGGGGUCCUGUGGUGUGGUUUGGCACACAGGGGCUGCUCCUCGUGGCCAUGGCUCAAAUCCACCGGGGCCCGGCGCCUUUGCAUUUAUGGGGGGCAGCGCGCAGCGGGCCCGGCUCUGGAAAUCAGGCAGGCGCGAGGCCGGGGCUUUUUGGUCUUUCAAACACCACCCCGAUCCCGGGCGGCUAA
This is a messenger RNA of Amoebophrya sp. A120, 204 nucleotides long. NCBI's taxonomy places the organism in Eukaryota, Dinophyceae, Syndiniales, Amoebophryaceae. The record is from the annotation of a GenBank genome assembly.